Molecule: messenger RNA, 185 nt
Organism: Ilex paraguariensis (yerba mate)
Lineage: Eukaryota; Viridiplantae; Streptophyta; Magnoliopsida; Aquifoliales; Aquifoliaceae
Source: the annotation of a GenBank genome assembly
GCGAAAGUGGUACCAGUGAUGGUGGUGGAGGCAAUAGUGAGCCAAUGGUAGCAACAGUGAUUGUUUGGUUGGGUGGCAGCGACAGUGCUAAGAUUGUAGUGGUUGCAGGGGUGGUGAAGGUGGAGGUAGUGGUGGGGGAUAAUGGCUUGAUGGUGAUUGCCAUAGUGAUGGUAAAGGUGGGGUAG